CAUUGAGGAAGAGAAAAGAUGUUCUCUGAGAACGUUGGACCUAAUAUGACCCAGAUCGACCCCUGGGACAAGUUCCGGUUGACCCUGAUUGAUGUGAUAGACUCCGAUAAUGUAACACGGCGUGAACUUUUUCAACUGUCACAAUCUAAGACUGGCAAAGUUACGGACGGUAUAAGCUAUUUCGAGGCUUUAGAUGGGCAUUUCGAACAUAAAAGGGAUGCUGUCGUCGAGUUUUUGAUCCACUUAACAACAGAAACAAAACUGCAUUUGGAUGAGGGCACAACCUCCUUGCCCUCAAUUCUAAAAGAAUACACAGAGCAACGCAGGAAGAACGACGAGAAAAUGAAGCAAUUGAAAAUCUGGAGUAAAUGUGACCUCAUUGGGAGAGAAGAGGAGAUACAAAAAGCCAUGGAUUCUCUCCAAAAUCAGCAAAGUAAAGGUGUGUGGAUUUGCGGAUUGGGUGGAAUGGGGAAAACCAGUGUUGCUGACGAAGUUUGUAGGAGGUUGUCAGGAGAAACAGCAAAUUGGAGGAUCCUAAAAGUCGAAUUAAGGGAACAGAAACACGUGCGAGAUCUCGUUAGAAGUGCACUCAUUCUGCUUGGAGAAUUGUUGAUGACGUCAAAUAGAGAAGAAUUAUCAGAUGGAGACUUGGAGUCCGCAAGUAAAUUAGAUGAGGAGGACUAUUUUGAAGAUAUUAAUCAAGAUUCACGGAGACAUCUUUUGAUUAAAAGAUGUUGUGAAAGCUCAGAGCAGAAUAAAGUGUUCCUUUUAGACAAUAUGGAUGACAUUUUAGCGAGUAAUGAGGGAGACGUUAUUAGCUUUCUAAAUAAAUUGGUAAAUAUGCUUAUUGAAGCCGAGGAGGAUGAAAUGCAUCAAGGGAAGACAAGGGUUUUAAUAACCUCUCGUCCAAGUCUCCCGUCAACCGAGAAAGCUCGGAUUCUUCGAGAAGUCUUCGUCGAAAUUAAACUUCAAGAGCUUUCUGAGCAACAUGCGAUAACACUUUUCAAGCAGGAGUUGACCCAGCAAAAUAUACAAUGUAAAGAGGAAGACAUAAAGAAGAUGGCAUCCAUCUGUUCGUACUGUCCAUUGGCCAUGCUUUCUCUUAGCAGUGUAUUAAAGGACAUAUCUCCGAGUAAACUAACAGAAACCUUUUCACUGUGCACCAACUCUGCAAUUCAAAACAAUAUCAUUGGAAUAGAGUCUUGUCUACAACAAUCCUUCUCAGUGCUUGACAAAUCGGGUAAACAAAAUAAAAUAACGUGCACCCUUAUGCAACUGUUUGUUUUUCGAACAAUAAAGUUUGAUAUCGAGGCUGCAAAGUUUGUUUGUGGUAGAAGCACAAAUUCAGGAAAGGCAAGCAUGGAAUGGGAGAUCGUCUAUUUGAAACGAUAUCAUUUCCUAGAAUCAUCCAUCGGAACUUUAUUUAAAUCAGAGUCAAAUGAUCAAAUUAUAAAAGAAAAGUCUUCACAAAAAGCAUAUUCAUCAAAAUGCUAUUAUAUUCAUCCACUAGUUUAUCAAUUCUUAAAAUCCAAGGAGGCACAAUAUCAAGUCCUUGUUAACAAUGCAAGGGAAAGAUAUGUCGAGUAUAUCUACAAAACUGUCUCAAAAACGGCAAAAAUGGCUUCUGCUGAAUCGCUAAGGACCAUUGCCAAAUACGAACCUCAUUUUCACACUUUCUACGAAUAUGUCAUGGAUUUACAUACAAAUCCUAAACCUAAUUUAAGAGAUCUCCCCAGUGCAUUAAGUGUUGUCAAUACUGAAUGGUUAACGGAUCUGAUUUUGGACACCACUCGCCGAUGUCAAUAUUAUAAAAAUAUGAUUUCUAACGCUGAAGAAGAUGACAAGGUAUUAGACCUUGUUUAUUAUAAAACUUGUCUGGCAAAACUUUAUUUUGAUAAUGAAAGAAUGGAGAGCUGCCAAAGAAUUUUGACCGAAAUUGAUUCUACAAUAAUUGAACAUGAACAACUCUCAAAAGCAGCUAAUUAUGUGAAAAACAAACGAAGGGUUAAGGAUUACCCUUCUGCAUUGAUUCUUGGUGGGUUCUGGACUAUGCAUGCUCGUUAUCUAAGCAUGCUUGAAAAUUACGGUGAAGCCAAACAGUACCUUGAAAUGGCAUUAUGUACAACAAUGAAAAAGGAAAGGGACUGUUGGUCACAGAUUGCAAAUAUUUACAAUUUAAUGGGAGUUAUUGCCUUUAAAUCCAAGGAAUAUAAAACUGCGAGAGAAUACCACUCAAGAGCUCUCACAACAGUCGAAAGAGAACACGAUGAUUUCAUCGAUAAAGACAUUUUCCUGACUAACAUAGGAAGUGCAUUCUUAAAGGAGUGGGAUCAAGACCGUCUACGUGAGGAUGCCUUACAAGAAGCAGAGAUUUACUAUAAUACUGCUCUUUCUAUGGAAACAGCAAGAGCGGAAAAAAGAGCCAAAAUUCUUAAAAUGAGGGGCAAACUUUACCUUUUACAAGGGAAAUUCGAAGCUUCGGAAAAAGAUUUACAAGAAAGUUUGAAUAUAUGGAAACAAUAUGUACAUCCACCCCAUAUAAAUCUGAUAUCGUCCUACCAAGAUAUAAGUUCCCUGUUCGUCCAGAAAGCAACGCACUUGUUGAAAUUAAGGGAGCCUUCGACAGAGGCAGCAUCUUUCCUUGCCAGAGCUGAUGCUAACUACAAGGAGAUUCAAAGACAGAUUGAACAAGGAGGAUUUUUCAACUGGCAGAAGAACAAAAUUCUUUACGAUCAAAUAAAGAAGAAUCACAAGAUAGUUUUAAGACAACUGAAUAAGGAUCAGAGGGAAAUUGAACAAGUGAAUGGCUUCUAUCUGGAUUUUGAAGCUGGAAAACUUAACAAGAAAAUCCUCCGUAAUCAAAGUAUGGACCUAGACAAUGAACUUUCUUCAUUUUCAACUGAUCAAAGCAAUGAAGGGUCUGAUUCGCCAUCAUCCGACUCUGAAUCUUCAUUUCUCAGUAUAACAUCCGAGGAGGAAAUCUCAGUUAUUAAAAGAUGUGAUGAUAGAACACUGAGUUUUGAUGGAUGCACAGAAAGUGUGGGCGUUACAAAUUCUGAUGAAACAAUGAACGUUAUAAGUACACGAAAGCCAGAAAGCAGCCUUCACAGCGGGUCUAUAGACAGUGGUAUGGGAGAUUCCAUCACGAGUUUCCCCUCUUUGACAGAUUCUGAUUCGAAACCGAGGCUGUCGUUCAUACCCUCAGGGUCAAUGGAGGAAGAUGUAUUCUCUUCUUGUGAAAAAAGUGUCUUGAAUCAUUUCAAUUUUCUUAAAAAGAGGUCAUCUUCGGACAGGCAUAACACAUGUACAUUAAAAAGACAAAAAGGUUUUGAUGAAAAUAUUCAAUGCAUGGGUCCUAACAAUGCAUAUUAGAAUAUUUUCGCUAACAUCCGCUUUUGAGUAGGUUAUCCCAAAACUAUCGAACAAUCAUUCAGUUCGGUUAAUUGCAAAGUUAACUCUUUAUUGUAUGUGUUAAUUGCUUUUCAAUUAUUGAAUGUUUUUGUGAUUUUUUUCAAAUGCCUAUCUUCCAACUGCACACCAGUUUGUUUCUUUUCUUUGAUUUUAUUCGGAUCAAUAAUGAUCUACCGUCUGUGAUAUGAGUAAAAAUUUACAGAUGAAAGAUAUGAAAGGAGUGUAACAUUUUCAUUGUUGAUUUUAAUAAUACUUUUAUAUGCCAUGCUCCAUUACGGAUUUCAAACU
Messenger RNA from Saccostrea echinata, 3699 nucleotides. RefSeq lists its product as uncharacterized. Lineage: Eukaryota; Metazoa; Mollusca; Bivalvia; Ostreida; Ostreidae. Gene Ontology annotation, molecular function: protein binding. The transcript has 9 exons. The record is from RefSeq and is a predicted model, not a curated record. The coding region runs from base 19 to 3372 and encodes 1117 amino acids.